UAAGCAAACAUUGCGUCAAAGGAGAACUGUGAAGGGGAAGAUGUGACUGUCCCACUCAAGUUGAUUGUCCUCGCCUCUCCACGUCGCCAUGGGUCUUCGAGGAUCCAAGCUACCCGAGGUCCAAGUUCUCCUGCUGGGCCUGGACAACGCCGGGAAGUCGACGCUCCUCUACAAACUGAAGCACCACGCGUGUGUCAGCACCGUCCCCACUAUCGGCUUCAACGUGGAAAUGAUGGAGGCGAGAAAGAGUGGGAAGAACAUCGCCCUGAUCCUGUGGGAUGUCGGUGGCCAGAGGAAGAUGCGGGAGCACUGGAGGGGUUUCCACCAGGACGCAGGGGCUGUGGUGUUCGUCGUGGACAGCUCGGACAGGACGCGUCUGGAGGAGGCGCGCAGGGAGCUGGAAAAGACGCUGAGGAGCGAGCAGCUGACGGGACGCCCGCUCAUUCUGUUCGCUAACAAACAGGACGUGAACGGAGCUCUGACCGUCACGGAAAUCAAGGACAGGUUCCACCUGGGGAAGAUGUGUCACGGGCGGGACUGGUUCGUCCAGCCUUGCUCGGCGUCCACGGGAGUUGGAGUCGAAGAGGCUUUCAGACGAGUGAUCCAACUGGUCAAACUCCCAUCAGAGCCCGGGGCGAUGAAAGACAACAUCAAGGAUAAAGUGCACUACCUCAGAGCAAGCAGCAGACAUUAAGUUUUAUUUAUUUAAAUGUGUUAAUUUUUUAGGGCCGGAGCACUGACAGGUUCUGACAGUGCUAUUGAAAUUGUAAGGAUUCUUUUUUUUUUUCAGUCAAAUGAAUGGGCUAUUUAUUAUUAUACAUUUUUUUUGUUUUUUAUUUAAUUUAAUUGAUUUUUUGUUGACCUCCUUCGCAGAAGCGGAUUGCGUACCUUCUGACAUUUUGCUUCAGUGUGUAAAUAAGAAUAAUCGCCCGCCAAUAAACUGAACAAAGAAGAAGUAAUAAAUAACAGUAACAACUGUAACUUUAGACUUUUGCAAUAAACAUUGAGUAAAAUAAAAGGCUAUUAUUAUGGUAUCAUGGACACGACAGGAAACAAAACACGCCAUGAUAUAACAAAACAACUGUCGAGUACGACAAGGAGAGGUUUUCACUGGUGUAUGCAUAUCUUCUUUCAAUAAUUAAACAGAGAUCGAUUAUCUCA
Platichthys flesus (European flounder) is the source of this 1161-nucleotide messenger RNA. It is a transcript of the gene arl14, whose product is annotated as ADP-ribosylation factor-like 14. Gene Ontology annotation, biological process: intracellular protein transport; vesicle-mediated transport. Lineage: Eukaryota; Metazoa; Chordata; Actinopteri; Pleuronectiformes; Pleuronectidae. Gene Ontology annotation, cellular component: cytoplasm. The record is from RefSeq and is a predicted model, not a curated record. Gene Ontology annotation, molecular function: GTP binding; GTPase activity. The transcript has a single exon. Bases 89 to 694 code for a protein of 201 amino acids.